GAAAGCGAGUGUCCCUCUCGCGCCCCAGGCCGGUGUACCCCCGCACUCCGCGCCCCGGCCUAGAAGCUCUCUCUCCCCGCUCCCCGGCCCGGCCCCCGCCCCGCCCCGCCCCAGCCCGCUGGGCCGCCAUGGAGCGCUGGCCUUGGCCGUCGGGCGGCGCCUGGCUGCUCGUGGCUGCCCGCGCGCUGCUGCAGCUGCUGCGCUCAGACCUGCGUCUGGGCCGCCCGCUGCUGGCGGCGCUGGCGCUGCUGGCCGCGCUCGACUGGCUGUGCCAGCGCCUGCUGCCCCCGCCGGCCGCACUCGCCGUGCUGGCCGCCGCCGGCUGGAUCGCGUUGUCCCGCCUGGCGCGCCCGCAGCGCCUGCCGGUGGCCACUCGCGCGGUGCUCAUCACCGGCUGUGACUCUGGUUUUGGCAAGGAGACGGCCAAGAAACUGGACUCCAUGGGCUUCACGGUGCUGGCCACCGUAUUGGAGUUGAACAGCCCCGGUGCCAUCGAGCUGCGUACCUGCUGCUCCCCUCGCCUAAGGCUGCUGCAGAUGGACCUGACCAAACCAGGAGACAUUAGCCGCGUGCUAGAGUUCACCAAGGCCCACACCACCAGCACCGGCCUGUGGGGCCUCGUCAACAACGCAGGCCACAAUGAAGUAGUUGCUGAUGCGGAGCUGUCUCCAGUGGCCACUUUCCGUAGCUGCAUGGAGGUGAAUUUCUUUGGCGCGCUCGAGCUGACCAAGGGCCUCCUGCCCCUGCUGCGCAGCUCAAGGGGCCGCAUCGUGACUGUGGGGAGCCCAGCGGGGGACAUGCCAUAUCCGUGCUUGGGGGCCUAUGGAACCUCCAAAGCGGCCGUGGCGCUACUCAUGGACACAUUCAGCUGUGAACUCCUUCCCUGGGGGGUCAAGGUCAGCAUCAUCCAGCCUGGCUGCUUCAAGACAGAGUCAGUGAGAAACGUGGGUCAGUGGGAAAAGCGCAAGCAAUUGCUGCUGGCCAACCUGCCUCAAGAGCUGCUGCAGGCCUACGGCAAGGACUACAUCGAGCACUUGCAUGGGCAGUUCCUGCACUCGCUACGCCUGGCCAUGUCCGACCUCACCCCAGUUGUAGAUGCCAUCACAGAUGCGCUGCUGGCAGCUCGGCCCCGCCGCCGCUAUUACCCCGGCCAGGGCCUGGGGCUCAUGUACUUCAUCCACUACUACCUGCCUGAAGGCCUGCGGCGCCGCUUCCUGCAGGCCUUCUUCAUCAGUCACUGUCUGCCUCGAGCACUGCAGCCUGGCCAGCCUGGCACUACCCCACCACAGGACGCAGCCCAGGACCCAAACCUGAGCCCCGGCCCUUCCCCAGCAGUGGCUCGGUGAGCCAUGUGCACCUAUGGCCCAGCCACUGCAGCACAGGAGGCUCCGUGAGCCCUUGGUUCCUCCCCGAAAACCCCCAGCAUUACGAUCCCCCAAGUGUCCUGGACCCUGGCCUAAAGAAUCCCACCCCCACUUCAUGCCCACUGCCGAUGCCCAAUCCAGGCCCGGUGAGGCCAAGGUUUCCCAGUGAGCCUCUGCGCCUCUCCACUGUUUCAUGAGCCCAAACACCCUCCUGGCACAACGCUCUACCCUGCAGCUUGGAGAACUCCGCUGGAUGGGGAGUCUCAUGCAAGACUUCACUGCAGCCUUUCACAGGACUCUGCAGAUAGUGCCUCUGCAAACUAAGGAGUGACUAGGUGGGUUGGGGACCCCCUCAGGAUUGUUUCUCGGCACCAGUGCCUCAGUGCUGCAAUUGAGGGCUAAAUCCCAAGUGUCUCUUGACUGGCUCAAGAAUUAGGGCCCCAACUACACACCCCCAAGCCACAGGGAAGCAUGUACUGUACUUCCCAAUUGCCACAUUUUAAAUAAAGACAAAUUUUUAUUUCUUCUAAAA
This is a messenger RNA of Homo sapiens (human), 1896 nucleotides long. It is a transcript of the gene HSD11B2, whose product is annotated as hydroxysteroid 11-beta dehydrogenase 2. Gene Ontology annotation, molecular function: steroid binding; NAD binding; oxidoreductase activity, acting on the CH-OH group of donors, NAD or NADP as acceptor. NCBI's taxonomy places the organism in Eukaryota, Metazoa, Chordata, Mammalia, Primates, Hominidae. Gene Ontology annotation, cellular component: endoplasmic reticulum. The record is from RefSeq and is marked reviewed. Gene Ontology annotation, biological process: response to hypoxia; female pregnancy; regulation of blood volume by renal aldosterone. The transcript is spliced from 5 exons. The coding region runs from base 129 to 1346 and encodes 405 amino acids.